Prorocentrum cordatum is the source of this 1853-nucleotide messenger RNA. The record is from the annotation of a GenBank genome assembly. Lineage: Eukaryota; Dinophyceae; Prorocentrales; Prorocentraceae.
GGGGGGGAAGCGAGGGGCGUCCGAUGGUCCUUGUUGGAGGGCGCUGCCGGCAAGAUUGUUGACUCAUUGAUGCUUCGCGUAUCCACACCAGCUCCGUACCUUUUUGGCUCAAGCCGUUCCACUUCAAGGCAAUGCCCAAAUAUUUUCCUGUCGUCGAUGACGAUUUGUCAGGGCGACUUCCCAGCGAGUAGGGCAUCCGUUAUGUUCAGUGUUGUGGCUGACGAUACUUGUUCGAGUUUAGCAUUUGUGAUGAAUGAGAUGGCCAUCCACGCGUUCCACUGCCAGGCUUAAUUUUCUGUUUGCAGUUGGCUGCGACAGUGAGUUUGAUUGUUGCCCUGCGCUCCUCAAGGCUGAUUGAAGUUGACGCGGUGACCUGGAGUGCCGUCAAGACUUUCAUCCCCACGUAUGUUCGUUCAACCUCUCGCUGUAUUCCAACGGGAGGGCCAUGGCUGCCUCGAACGUCGAAGCGGUGAUCGUCUUUCGCGCCUUGUCGCCGCUGUGCGUGAGCGUGUUGGACUGGAUGCUCUUGGACAGAGAGUUGCUCUCGAUGCGGUCGUGGCUGGUCCUGUUUUGCUUGGUCGUGGGCGCCAUCGGCUACGUCAGUGCCGACAGCGAGUUCGGCGUGGUGGGGAUCUCGGCAUACAAGUGGGUCUGCUUGAACCCUGCCGGCAUCGUCUUCGAAAUGACGUACGGUAAAAAGCUUAUCUCAGGAGUGCAGUUCAAGUCCCCUGUCUGGGGCGCGACCUCCUACACGAACGCGCUCGUGCUACUACCCAUGCCAGCUACUGCCAUCUCCAGUGGAGAGGUCGACAGGGCCACGAGCACCGAGAUGGAUCUCGUGUCGGCUUGCUGGCUCGUCGCUUCGUGCAUCAUAGGCCUGGGCAUCAGCUGGUCAGGGUGGAACUGCCGGUCAAAGCUGUCGGCCACGGCCGACACGUUGUUGGGGGUCGUGUGCAAGUUGGCCAGCGUCCUCCUGAACGUCUCGAUCUGGAACACGCACGCAUCGCCGAGGGUCCUGUUCUUUCUGUUGGUUUGCCUCGCCUGGAAUGCGGCCUAUAAGCAGGCGCCGCUGCGGAAGGAGGCGAGCGCGACGCGCCCCGUGGAGGCCGGGGAGGAGGAGGUGAUCGGCUGUGGGUGUGAGGUUGCGUGCGGGGCGAGGGAUACGAUGAUGCGUGAACAAAAAUCCGAUACUGCGCCUGGCUUUGCCCCCCGCCCUUGGGGAUUAGGCUCCACGGCGCUGUCAAUGCGUGCAACGCCGCCCCCUGCUGGGGCGGGGCGCGGCGUGCCACACGGCCCGGGCCGUUGACUGUAGCUGUUUUCGCUCUGGCUUUCGGUCGGACCCGGUCACAGCCUGGCUUGGUUUCCCUGGUCAACUGGCCUCCUCUUCGUGACGUCGCGUGGCUCACGCACGCCGCGCCGCGGGCACCUGGCCAGAGGUCACAGCAGCUUUCAGCUGCCUGCUGCGCCGCCCCCCCCCUGUCCCUUGCGCCCGUUGGUAUGCAUGCUGGCUUCGUUGAGCCUGGUGAGGCACCCUGGGGGUUAGGGGGGGUGGAGCUUGUAUUCAAAAGUGACGCGCGUCGUAGGUCAGAUGUCAGAUGGUUCCUUCUGCCCGCUGGCUUUUUUUGUGCAGAAGCCUCGCGCUUUUUCAGCCGUGACACGCUGAUGGGGUCGUCCGAUCGGCGUGGCAUUCCCAGUCAUCCGACGGGCUAAUUUCUUUCAAUGCGCGGCCUCAGCAGGUCCUGAGCCCUUCCUUGUGGCCAGCCUUUCGCCCUAGAUAUCCGUGUGGUGACGGUCCCUCGGCUAAACAGAUUGGCCCCGCGUUCCAAGAUCGAUGAGGCUCGCUUCGAGUGGAA